Messenger RNA from Baudoinia panamericana UAMH 10762, 1689 nucleotides. RefSeq lists its product as uncharacterized. The transcript is spliced from 4 exons. NCBI's taxonomy places the organism in Eukaryota, Fungi, Ascomycota, Dothideomycetes, Mycosphaerellales, Teratosphaeriaceae. Gene Ontology annotation, biological process: transmembrane transport. Gene Ontology annotation, molecular function: transmembrane transporter activity. The record is from RefSeq and is a predicted model, not a curated record. Bases 1 to 1689 code for a protein of 562 amino acids.
AUGUAUUCUUCGGGCUUUCCGGACGAUAACAACACGUACGUUGGCCAAGAAGAUCUUCAGCCCACAAGCGUGGCGGGUCAGGCGCCGGACACGACAGCAGAAAAGGCAUCGUCGAAGGCGGGAGAGAAGGCAGCCUUCGAUGGGCCCGGAGACGAUAUCGAAGAGGCAAGAGAGGAGGCCGAAAGCGAAGACCAUGAGGCAGAAGAAGAGUGCGAUGAUGAUGCCAACAGGGACCUUGAGAAAGGCCAAGCGCUGAAGAGACAGCAGACGGGCACCUCUACCAAAAGCGUAAACCAGGUGACCUGGGAUGGACCCGACGAUGAGGAGAACCCGAAGAACUGGAAGAACAAUCGCAAGUGGGCAGCUGUCCUGGUAGUAUCUUCUUUCACCUUCAUCUCGCCCGUAUCCAGCACGAUGGUGGCACCAGCGCUGCCAAACAUGGCGGCAGACUUGGGUAUCACCAAUCAGGUGCUUUCGCAGAUGAUGCUCUCGAUCUUUGUCUUAGCUUACGCGAUCGGACCUUUAUUUCUUGGCCCGUUGAGUGAGGUAUAUGGAAGAGUACCGGUCUUGCAGCUCGGUAAUAUCUUCUUCCUCAUUUUUAAUCUUGUUUGUGGGUUUGCACAGACUGGUGCUCAGAUGUUGGUCUUCCGGUUCUUAGCAGGCAUUGGAGGUAGCGCGCCAUUGGCCAUUGGUGGUGGCGUCUUGGCUGAUUGCUUCACGCCCGAGACGAGGGGCGUUGCGAUCGCGGUAUAUAGUCUCGCACCCCUCAUAGGACCUGCGGCAGGUCCUAUCGCUGGUGGCUUCAUUGCCGAGAAUACCACUUGGCGCUGGGUCUUCUGGGCAGUCACCAUCGCAGACGCUUUGAUCCUGGCAUUCGGAGUCUUCUUCUUGCAAGAGACGUGGGCACCAAAACUCCUCGAACGAAAGGCAAAGAAAUUACGCAAGGAGACCGGCAACCAGACCCUCUACGCCAGCAAGCCGCAACCGCUAUCGACGAAGCUGCGAACAUCCCUCUCGCGUCCUUUCAUCCUGCUGUCCAGCCAACCAAUUGUGAUUGUGUUCGCAAUCUACAUGGCGUACCUAUACGGCCUCGUCUACCUCGUCAUCUCGUCCUUUCCAGGAUUGUUCACCUCCCCAGCCUACUAUGGCGAGUCCACGCAAAUUGGUGGUUUGAACUACAUCACCCUUGCUGUCGGCUACUUUCUGGGAGCCCAGAUUGGCGCGCGCCUGAACGAUUGGACCUAUCGUCGACUGAAGAGGCGCAACAAUAACGUUGGUCAGCCGGAGUUUCGGAUUCCCAUGCUGUGGCCUGGCGCGAUUUUGCUGCCAAUUGGAUUUUUCUGGUACGGGUGGAGCGCGCAAGCAAGGGUUCAUUGGAUCAUGCCGGACAUUGGAGCUGGUUUGCUGGCCUUUGCCACGAUAUUCAGCUAUUACAGCAUCCAAAACUACAUCAUCGAUUGCUACACGAAGUACGCGGCCAGCGCGGUGGCUGCAAUCACGACUUUACGAAGUCUGGCGGGGUUCGGCUUUCCUUUGUUCGCUCCGUCACUGUACGACUCCCUGGGCUAUGGCUGGGGCAACAGCUUGUUAGCUUUCGUAGCAAUUGUGAUUGGGCUGCCGGCUCCAUGGCUGUUUUGGAAGUAUGGAGCACAGCUCAGAGCGAAGUCUCAAUAUGCAGCUGGUUCGUAG